AGGACUCGGAGAGUCGAAGAUGUCUUUUGCUACGCAUACCAAGAAGCGCAAGCGAGCAGAAUCCACAGGCGAGACCCUGAACAUCAACAUAUCUCAGCCAGCCGCAGACGCCAGCACCAUUGGGCCAACACUCGCCUGCUUCCCAUCCCUCAUACCCCCCGGAUCGACCCCAUUCAGAUCAUGGAAUGUGAAGAAGCCGAAGGUGUCGAAGGGGGACGACGCCGAUCGCCUUUUCAUCGGAGGGGAGACGGACAAGGUCGAGUUCACUACGAACAUGGAGGAGACAGAAAAGGCGUCGGAGGCAGGAUGCAGAUACCUCGUCGCCAUCCACAAUCCCAGGACAUCAUCACUAACCGUAUACCCAACUCCCCUCACUCCGCAAAUCCUGAGCCACACCGUCAAGGCACUUAAGUCUAUUCCCCCUGCCCCCGCACCCACUGCGCGCGCCUUCCGUGAAGCUCGCAACAACCUAGGCGAGACGUUUGGCACGAAGAAGGCCAAGGCCGCGAUCCGCGCGCAGGAGCGCAAUAAAGUCGACGUCGGCGCGAUGGAGGGCGUGAUGGGUCAUGUCAUGGAGGGCAUCGACAAGGGGGCCGAAAACUUGCUCACAAAGGAAGAGGCAAAGGAGGCCGCGGACGCGAACCGGCUGGUGCCGCCGUACGACGCCGCGACGGACGACCCGAUGGACGUGUACCCGCUACACGGCGUCAUCCCGGAGCCCGAGUGGAAGGCGCUGUCGGUGAGCGCGUUCGAGCAGGCGGCGGGCUUCGCAGAGCGGCGCGCGCUGCUCCCCGCGUGGCGCUCCGAGUGGCUGCAGCACCACCUGCGGCGCGCGUUCGAGGACAAGGAGCUGUCGAGCAAGGCGCGGCGGCGCGUGCUCAAGAUCGUGUUCUACGUGUCCGCGAUGAUGGCCUUCCGCCGGCUGCUCUCAGGGCGCGGCGUGGCGAAGGAGGAGCUGCACACCAAGAUGCCGGGCGUGCCCGCGGUGGUUGUGGAUGGGCUCGCGGCGCGGUUCACGGAGAGCGCGCGGGACGCAGGUCCUGGGGACCCCAAGCUGCAGGCAACGAGUGCAAUGCAGACGAAGUUGCUCACGCACAUGUUCGCUUUGUGUCUGCGCGUGGACAACUGCGCCACAGACAGCGCGCAGCUUGCGACAGACCUGCAGAUGGCGCAGGCGCAGGUCAAUGGUCUUUUCAAGACGAUGGGAUGCAAGAUUGGGAAGAUGACGGAGCGGGACCGCGCGCGCCUGGGCGUCGCCGACGACAAGAAGCGGGCGGUUCUGUCAGCGCCGGUCGAGUUCCCAAAACCAAAAACUCGGAAGGCUGGGCGUGGAUAAAUAUAGUGUUACGUUCGUUCAGUUAUAUGUAUGCCUCCAUCCAGUCCUUUGCUUCCCAAGUCUCCG
Schizophyllum commune H4-8 is the source of this 1402-nucleotide messenger RNA. RefSeq names its product RNA polymerase I associated factor, A49-like protein. NCBI's taxonomy places the organism in Eukaryota, Fungi, Basidiomycota, Agaricomycetes, Agaricales, Schizophyllaceae. Gene Ontology annotation, biological process: transcription elongation by RNA polymerase I; RNA polymerase I preinitiation complex assembly; nucleolar large rRNA transcription by RNA polymerase I. The record is from RefSeq and is a predicted model, not a curated record. Bases 20 to 1336 code for a protein of 438 amino acids. Gene Ontology annotation, cellular component: RNA polymerase I complex. The transcript is spliced from 4 exons. Gene Ontology annotation, molecular function: DNA binding.